AGCGUCUCCGGACUGCCAAAGCCGGCGCCGGCGCCUGCCGAAAUAGUGGAGCAAAGCCGCGGGGGCGCCACUGUCUCCAAUUUUCGGAGCCGUCAGUUCGCUGCAGGAAGGCUCUUCCGGAAUCGCCCAAGCCGGGAAAGACCUGAUCACCUGCCAAUGCUGCCAUCAACCUGACCAACAUCACUGUUUUACCGUGUAAUCCGUAAGGUCAGGUAAUUCCCAUCCACUACUCGAUUCGCCCAUCAAACGCCAGGAAUGAAGACGCCGUCCAAGUACCCAACUCCUCGAUGCAAGGGCUUGACCGCGCACCCGUAGCCGCAAAGCCCCGGGCCUGCCACAACUGCCGCCGCCGCCGUCUUCGCUGCGAUCGCUCUUUUCCAUCUUGUCGAAAGUGUUCCAUCUCGGGCGAGCACUGUCUUGGCUAUGGCACCCUCUUUCGGUGGGCCAAUGCCCCAGCCAUCCGCGGGAAACUGGUGGGACAGCUUGACGUGAAGAGGUCCGGGAAGCCAGGGCCGAAGUCGGGUUCAGUUCCACCUCAGACUCGGACUCCAAUUCAAGAAUCUUUCUUCGUCCAUCCGUCGCUUGUCGACCCCCUGUUGAAUGGUUUAAACCACCGAACCAGGCAUUAUGUCCAUCACUUCGCCACGGCCGUCUGUCGCGACCUGGUAUCCUUCGAUCAACAUGACUGCAACCCCUUCCGCGGUGUCCUCCCCUUGCUGUAUGAGUUCGACUUCCUCCGGGCCGUCGUCGUAGCCACAGGAGCCAUGCAUCUAGUCGCCCUCAAUGGUUACCAGAACCAACCCGGCCGACCGGAGCUAGUCGACGCCCUGGUGGCCAAAGGCAAAGCGUUGAGUCUUCUUCGAUCCGCUGUCGACAGAAUGACGCCCGAAAACCAAGCCAUGGUGCUCGCCGCCACCGUCUUUCUUAUCAAUCUCGAUCUGAUCGACUCGGGCAAGGGGAGCUGGCAAGUCCACAUCGAAGCCGCCAGUGCUCUGAUGUCGUCGCUCCGCCAUUCGGACCAUAAGCAGUUGGACCAGGGACUCAUGGACUGCGUCAACGCCAUCGCCGCCGACUGCCUCACCUACCGAGUUUUCGGGUCUGCCAUUAGCGGGGUGGCCCUGACAUCCUGGGCCGAGCACGACCCCAUCGAGUUUUUGUCCAUCCUGAAGCGCGCCGAGGCAUUCAGCUACCACUGCUGCCCGCCAGAGAUUCUUCACAUCCUUCUCUCGGCUAGCAACUUGUAUAGCCGCGGCGGUCACAAUCGAGUCGAAGAAGACGCCCUCUCCCUGCUUCACCAGGCCCGGUCUCUCGACCUCGUCGAGUGGGUGCAGAAUAUCCGUGGCCUCUCCACUCAAGACGAUCUCGACAUCCGUCUCAGCAUCGCGCUAGCCCACCGCGCCACCGCAUGUUUGUAUAUCCUUCUCGCCGUCCCGGAAGCGGUUCCCUUCCCAUCCUCGGUCGACAUGCUCGUCCAGGAAGUCCUAGGCUACCUAGCGGCCGUGCCCAUCGAUCAUAUCCACUUGAAGGGGACGAUAUGGCCGACGUUUGUCGUCGGCGCCCAGACGGACGACCCGGUGCAGCGCGCCUGGUGCAUUGAGCGGAUGCAGGCCGUAUGGACGACGAACCCUUGGAUAUGUCCGUGGGGCUAUAUCCGGACUGCCAUGCAGAUGUUGCAACACCUUUGGGAUGCUAGGGAUCGGGAGCCGGCCAGAGAGGGUAGGCGGAACUGGUUGCUCGAGUUGAAGAGUAUGCGGGAGAAGUGUUUGAUCGUAUGAGAAACUCCAAAUCCAUUAGACGUUUUUGUCUGGCUUCAAGGUUAGGUGCUCCCUAACGCUUCACGUGUGUUGCUCAACUUCGAGAGCCUCACCCCCUGAGUUGUCAAUCCAACACGGAGAGGCGGGGUGAGUUGGCACCCCGUGGCUUCCCCGCAUGUCACCGGGCCUUGAC
Chaetomium fimeti is the source of this 1947-nucleotide messenger RNA. RefSeq names its product fungal-specific transcription factor domain-containing protein. The coding region runs from base 288 to 1775 and encodes 495 amino acids. Gene Ontology annotation, molecular function: zinc ion binding; transcription cis-regulatory region binding; DNA-binding transcription factor activity, RNA polymerase II-specific. Gene Ontology annotation, biological process: positive regulation of transcription by RNA polymerase II. Gene Ontology annotation, cellular component: nucleus. The transcript has 2 exons. NCBI's taxonomy places the organism in Eukaryota, Fungi, Ascomycota, Sordariomycetes, Sordariales, Chaetomiaceae. The record is from RefSeq and is a predicted model, not a curated record.